Molecule: messenger RNA, 1040 nt
Organism: Arabidopsis arenosa
Lineage: Eukaryota; Viridiplantae; Streptophyta; Magnoliopsida; Brassicales; Brassicaceae
Source: the annotation of a GenBank genome assembly
AUUUACUGAAGAACCCAAUCUUAUCCGAGAAAUCGGAAAGAGCAGAGAAUUUUGCUGAAGAGAGAAAAACGAAAAUGGCGGUUCUUUGCUCGUCUUCGACGGUGAUAGUCUCUUCUUCUCCAGUUAAAUCCUCCGGUUGUGAGAGAAAGUCUCCGUUUUUAGGGUUCUCUCUAACGGCUUUCUCGAAGCCGUCGGUAAGAGUUGGCAUUUAUGCGAAUUCGAAAAGAGGAUUGCAAGUGAAGUGUGAAGCUGAGCAGACGACGACGACUUCUCUCGUUCCGGCGAAUCAACGAUGGAUGUUCGACGAAGAAGAAGCUAAUGGCCCUGACAUCUGGAACACGACAUGGUAUCCAAAAGCUUCAGACCAUGUGAACACGGAUAAGCCCUGGUUUGUGGUUGAUGCAACUGACAAAAUUCUUGGUAGAUUGGCAUCAACAAUUGCUAAUCACAUCCGUGGGAAGAAUCUUGCCUCUUACACUCCUAGUGUUGACAUGGGAGCCUUUGUAAUUGUGGUGAAUGCUGAGAAAGUUGCUGUAUCUGGAAAGAAGCGGAACCAAAAGCUGUACAGGAGGCAUUCAGGACGACCUGGUGGUAUGACAGUAGAAACAUUUGAUCAAUUGCAGCAGAGAAUUCCUGAAAGAAUCAUUGAGCAUGCUGUUCGUGGAAUGCUUCCAAAGGGACGGCUUGGGAGAGCUCUGUUCAAUCACCUGAAGGUGUACAAAGGCCCGGACCAUCCACACGAGGCCCAGAAGCCGCUUGAUCUGCCUAUUAGGGACAAGAGAAUACAGCUGCAAAAAUAGAAGCACCGCAAAACAUCGAGUAAGCUCCACUGUUCCAUUAUCGCCAAGCGCAGAGAGUUUUUUCUUCUCAGGUUUCUGUAGUUUCUUCAUUCAAAACCAGAGGAGGCUUUGCAGAUUCUUGUUUUCGCUUCUAUCAACUCUGUUAUGCUAUAAAGCUUUCUCAAUGCGAAAUUCUGUAUCUCUCAUUCAAUUUUUUGCUGCUGACUAUCUUUUUCAACAUGAUAAAGAUGACAUGUAAUG